Messenger RNA from Colletotrichum destructivum, 1402 nucleotides. Its product is annotated as Putative intradiol ring-cleavage dioxygenase, catechol dioxygenase. Gene Ontology annotation, biological process: catechol-containing compound metabolic process. The coding region runs from base 323 to 1309 and encodes 328 amino acids. Gene Ontology annotation, molecular function: ferric iron binding; catechol 1,2-dioxygenase activity. The record is from RefSeq and is a predicted model, not a curated record. The transcript is spliced from 4 exons. Lineage: Eukaryota; Fungi; Ascomycota; Sordariomycetes; Glomerellales; Glomerellaceae.
CCCCCGCAGACCCUCGCUGAGGACUGUGCGUUGGAGGGGAUAGCUGUCGGCCCCUGUGACGACCUUGAUUUCAUGCCGUAGUCUCUUGGUGAACGCCGGAUCAACCAGACUGGCCUUGAAACUUUUCGUCGUGGCUUCUUUGAAUUCCUGAGAAUCAAAAAAGGCAAUUCGCGUACAUCCGCUACUUGCCCGUACGAGAACCAAGAAUUGUACGCCGCGGCUAGUCAUUCGUUGGCUGGCCGUCUUUUGCCAGAAGCACACGGACCUGGCCGGCGCUUAAGGUAGAAAGACGAACAGGUCCGCUUUGGAACGACAGUUAAUAAUGGCGGCCGAAAACACACCUGAACUUUUGGAUCUCACGAUCGACAACAUCACGCCGAACACGGUCCGUAUCAACUCGCAAAGCAGCGAUGCGCGCCUCAAGUAUCUCAUGGAGCGGUUGGUCACGCACCUCCACGACUUCGCGAGGGAGACGCGGCUGAGCACCGAUGAGUGGAUGGCGGCCCUUAAUUUCCUUGUCGGGUGUGGGCAGAUUAGCAGCGAUGUGCGACAUGAGUUCAUCCUUCUCUCCGACAUUCUGGGCCUCUCGUUGUUGGUCGACAGCAUCAAUCACCCCAAGCCGUCUGACUCGACCGAGGGCUCGGUUCUGGGUCCCUUCCACACACAUGACGCGCCGACGCUGCAGAACGGUGCAAACAUGUCUGGAGAUCCCGAGGGCGAGCCGCUGCUGGUGAUUUGCACCGUCAAGGAUCGACAGGGUAACCCCGUUGCCGGGGUCAAGAUUGAUAUCUGGGAGACGGAUAGCAGUGGACACUACGACGUGCAGCAUGAGGAGAGAACAGAGGCAAGCGAGCGUUGCGUCAUGAUUUCGGACAAAGACGGCCGGUUCUUCUUCCAAGGGAUCAAGCCUGUGAGCUAUCCGAUCCCACACGACGGGCCAGUCGGUAAACUAUUGCAGCUGCUGGGUCGUCAUUGCUGGCGGCCGGCACAUCUGCACUUCAUGUUCCAGAAGGAGGGUUGGGAUCACUUGAUCACCGCACUCUACAUUCGAGGAGACCCGUAUGAAAAAUCAGAUGCCGUAUUUGGCGUCAAGAAGAGCCUCGUGGUGGACCUCGACAAGGUGGACAAAGUGACGGCAGAGGAGUACAAGGUCAAGGAGGGCAGCUGGUUGCUGAAGCAGGACUUUGUGUUGGUCUCGAAGAAGGAGACGGAGGAGCUGCGGGACCGGAACGCCGUCGAGGCACUGAAAAAGCUGGGUUUGACGCAUUUGAAGCUCGUGGACCACUUGCCUGUGCCUGAGCUGGAUUGAUGUGUAGUUUUGGGUCUGUUGACUAGCGGUAGCGAUGGGACCUUGACCGCAUCAUCUCGCGGAAAAGAAUACGAAUGAUGAUUCGAGGAACGC